AUGAAAUUACUUUCCUUUAACUUAUUUAUGCUAGCCUUUUUCUUUUUUGUUUUAACAAUGUCCCUUUGUAAAAAAGUGCUGUUUAUUGAUAUAUUAAAUGGAAUUAAUGUGAACUAUAACAAAAAAAAAUAUAUAAAUAAAAAUAUGUCUUAUAACCAUGAAAAUGUUUCACAAAAGACUUUAUUUGUAAGUAAAAAUGAAAUACAGACAUCCAUAGCAAAUGAAGAAUCUUGUACAUUAGACGAUGAUAAAAAUGAAAAUAUAUUAAAGCAAUAUAUCUAUACAUUAUCCCACUUAACUAUUUUUGACAUUGAUAGAGAAAAAGAUAUCCCCCUAAACAUUUCUUUAUUGUUAAAAGCUUGUUUAGCAUCACAUAAUUAUAUUAAAAAUGUGGAAAUAUAUACUUCAGACGUAAAAAAUAAAAAUUUGUGUUCAUUCAUUUAUGAAAACAGGGAAAAUUUUGAAAGCUUUUUUAAUUUACACGUCUUAAAAUAUUUGGAAUUUUUUGAUAAUCCAAAUAUCGAAGAACUAUUAAAAUCAUAUAUAGAUGAAAAAAAUAUUUAUGAAAAUGAGUUCGAAAUUUAUAAAAAAAUAGAUAAAAAUACAACAAUUAAGAAAGAUAUAUUAUUAGAUAUCCUCUUCGAAUGUUUAAGAUUAAAUAAAAUAAUUCAGUACUCUCUUGCAAUCAAUAAAUUCAACGUGCUCUCAUAUCAUAUCAUGUUAAAGAUUUUUGCUUAUUUUAAAAGUAAUGGUAUUUAUUAUUAUAUAUUUCUACAUAAUAUAAAUAAAAUAAAAUAUUAUUACUCAAAAAAAAAUAUAAAGGAGGAAGACAAAAAUAAGAUAUAUCAAAUUGUGGACCAUUAUCUACACAUUUUGAAUUACAUGAACACUAUGUAA
This is a messenger RNA of Plasmodium malariae, 897 nucleotides long. RefSeq names its product liver merozoite formation protein, putative (gene PALM). NCBI's taxonomy places the organism in Eukaryota, Apicomplexa, Aconoidasida, Haemosporida, Plasmodiidae. The record is from RefSeq and is a predicted model, not a curated record. The transcript has a single exon. Bases 1 to 897 code for a protein of 298 amino acids.